AUGAACGAGAUCUACCCGCUGGCGGUGCCCAAGGGGCGGAAGCUGAAGUGUGAGGUGUGCGAAGCCCCGGCCGAGCGUGUGUGUGGGGCCUGCACGGUCACCUAUUAUUGUGGUGUUGCGCAUCAAAGAGCUGAUUGGGCCAGCAUUCAUGAAAAAAUAUGCCAGCUCCUGAUCCCCUUGCGCACAACUAUGCCCUUUUACAAUUCAGAAGAAGAACGGAGACAUGGUCGGGAGCAGCUGCUGCAGAGGCAGAAGCAUUUAAUUGAGCUCUGUUACAAAGUAGCUCGGAAAUAUGUCUUUGAAGGAAAAUAUGAAGAAUCUGUCCCGGCAUCUUUACAUUCACUGCGUUUCCGCAUUAAUGUAUAUGGCCUGAAUUCAGUCCAGUUGGUGCCAGCUUACCUGCUGUUAUCUGAGGCCAGUAUUGGUCUUGGCCACAUUGUCCAGGCAGAGGAAUACCUCUCCCAAGCCCAGUGGACUGUUCUCAAGUCAACUGAGUGCAACAAUGAAAUUCAUUCUCUCCUGCAUUGGAACCUGGGACUCCUCUAUACAGCUAAAGAAAACUAUGAAGACGCACGCUAUCAUUUGGCCAAUGAUAUUUAUUUUGCCAGCUGUGUAUAUGGAUCAGAAGACGUCAGAACCUCAGGAGCAUACUUCCUCAUGGCUAACGUUUUCUUUCACCAGAAUAAGAUGGAUGUAGCGGACUCGAUGUACACAAAGGUAACUGAUAUCUGGCACACAUUUUUAGAUCAACAUAUUCAAAAUCAGCUAUGUGCUUGCAAGAAACCAGCAGAUAUCUUGGCCAAGGAAUUGGAAAAUGACACUGGUUUGGAUGAACCCCAGGAAGCAGAAGCAGUUCACAUCCUGUCAACCAUUUUGGAAAUCCGAGAACACACGGCAAAAGAAAAGCCAGAGCUCAUUAUCAAAAUCCUGAAAACGGUGGCAAUGCUCCAUUACCUAAUGAUGAAUUUAUCAAAGGCUCAUGAACUUGCUGCGAAAGCUUACAUUUUAUCUAAAGAGCUGCCUGAUAAAGAAGAUGAAUCCAAAGCCCUUCAAGAGCUGCUAGGCCUCAUUGCUUCCAAAAACCCAGUGAUCUCAAAGGCGUCCAAGUUCUUCCUGAACCAGGGCCAUUAGAGCAACAGGAAUGGAUGCUACAGAUGGGCUAAUAACAUGUUAUAUUACAGCUGCAGUUUCAGCCCAGGGGGUUCAGCUUUGAAAUCUUACCCUUGCCAAAUGGGUCUUCACAAUGCCCAUUAUGAGGAAAGUUGGACUUUGUGCAGAGGGUGUAGAAAUCCUACCACACCUUGAUUUGUGUGACAGGAUGUCAGGAUAUUGGCACAUUGUUAUGCUUUUGUUUUCAUGCUUUUUCUUAUGUAAACUCCAUUAUCAUAGGAAAUUAGGGCAUUAGACUAGGGGUACACCCCUAGCUAUACCUCAUUUUGUGCAUUAAUGUGAGCACAGUUUCAAUUUAAUGCAACCAAUAAAUUAGGGAAAUGGUUUGCCUUUGACAUUUACUAGGUGUAUGAUUCAGGCAAGUCACUAACUUCUCUGGGCCUCAGUUUUUUCAUCUAUAAAAUGGGAAGUUCUUCUGGGGGUAUGAGAGAGAGGUAUCAUGAGGGAAGUGAUUGGUAAACCUUAAAGUACUGAUGAUGACAAAUGUGUUGUCAUUAUUCCAUUGCUAGCAUUGUCCCCCAUACACGUUUUAUGGGUUCGUGACAAGUCCCUGACCAGUUGCUAUCUCAGCUCUGUAAGCUCCAGACCUGAGCUCAGAAAUACUUCAGAGGCUCUGCAGAGACUCUCCCUUCUCUAUGGGCUUCCUUGUACUGGGAGGCACCAACGCAGACAUUGGAUGACCACCAGUCAGGGAUAUCGUGGAGACGUUCUGCAUGGAUGGGGGUUGGAUGGAAAUACUUGUGAGGCUUCUGAGUUGUGAUGCUGCUCUCUGAGCUAAAUAAAUCCCUGAUAAUGACCGCCAUCACAAUUUCAGGGAUUUUGUUUUGACUUAAGGUUUAACUUUCUGUUAAAGCAUUACC
This is a messenger RNA of Vombatus ursinus (common wombat), 2030 nucleotides long. It is a transcript of the gene ZMYND12, whose product is annotated as zinc finger MYND-type containing 12. The transcript has 8 exons. The coding region runs from base 1 to 1131 and encodes 376 amino acids. The record is from RefSeq and is a predicted model, not a curated record. Lineage: Eukaryota; Metazoa; Chordata; Mammalia; Diprotodontia; Vombatidae. Gene Ontology annotation, molecular function: protein binding.